AUCUGAGAAGUGCUGCUAUCUUCAUUCUUUCUUGUUUUAAUUUAAUGCAUAUUCUGUUUUGUGCUUAGGAGCAUCUUCUAGAAAUUCUCCUCGAGCUAAGCCAUUGUUUUUUUUCUCAUGUUUUCCGUCAAUUCCUUGCUGAUAGAUUCUCCCCAUCAAACUUUUCUCUUCUGGGUGUUUGUUUUUGGGACCUGAGGUGUACCAAGUUUUUAUUUUUAUUCUCAAAAGUCAUUAUUAUAUUCAGACAUUCCCAUUUUGAGUUUUUGUCUGUUAAGGUUGUGGUUGGGAGAGACCCUUCUGUCGCCGCAUGAGAAUGUUAGCUGAAAGUUUGAUCCUUGGUGCUUAAUUAAAUUGUUCUAUUUAUGGCCAAUUCAAAAGGUCUUGGCUCUUUUUGAAGAGAAUAUUGCUUUUUACUAAGAUUAUGGUGUUAUUAUAUUUAUAUUUAAGUUGAAGAACCGGGCAAGGCCCUGUGUGCUUCUUGUUUCAGCAAUCUCUUCCCCUUUCAGCAUUGUUAGUCUGUUACCAUCUUCUUCUUAAUAUGGCUUAUUUGUUAGGCUAUAAUCCUUGUUCUCACUUCAGUAGAGUAUUUUCCCAUUAUCCUUCUCUUUCUUCUUCUUCUUUUGAGGUUAACAGAGGCAUUGGAUUCACUCUUAAAGCCUGCUUUGAAGCCAAUGGCAGUGAUAAUGUUAAUAGGGUCUUUCUGAAGGAAAAGAAAAGCUCUUGUGGUUUUGCAUGUCGUCCUCAUCCACCCUUGUUAGGGGAUUUAGAGAAGGGUAUUUCUGUCAGGGAUGAUGGCCAUGAUGCCACUCUUGUUAGUGUUGAAAAUAGAUCCCUAGGUGGAAGUCCAACCGAACCUUUUUGCUUCCCUGAUCAACACUUACCGCAGAAACUUGUUGUUGCUGUUGAUGUUGAUGAAGUAUUAGGAAACUUCGUGUCAGCUCUGAAUGAUUUCAUAGCAGAUCGGUACUCAUCAAAUUAUUCAGUUUCUGAGUAUCAUGUGUAUGAGUUCUUCAAGAUAUGGAACUGCUCACGUGAUGAAGCUAAUAGCCGAGUUCAUGAGUUUUUUAAGACGUCAUAUUUCAAGUCAGGGAUCCAACCUAUCCCAGGUGCUCAGGCAGUGCUGCAGAAGUUAUCAAGAUUUUGUAACCUAUCAAUUGUAACAUCUCGGCAAAAUGCAAUCAAGGAUCACACAAUUGAAUGGAUAAAAAAGAAUUAUGCAGGAUUGUUUCAGGAGAUUCACUUUGGAAACCACUUUGCUCUUGAUGGGGUCUCCAGACCAAAGUCAGAGAUUUGUAGGUCUUUAAAUGCUAAGGUUCUUAUUGAUGAUAACCCAAGAUAUGCCAUAGAGUGCGCAGAAGCCGGGAUUAGAGUCCUACUUUUUGAUUAUGAAAACUCAUAUCCUUGGUGCAAGACUGAGUCUGCUGAUGAGCAUCCUCUGGUGUACAAAGUUAAGAACUGGGAAGAAGUUGAACAACAAUUGAUGUCAUUGAUAGCAUUGUAGUUACUAAAUCCUGCAGCAAGGAUCUGUGAAAAGCACUCUUUUUAGAUGGAGUACUGGACUAGUUCUUGUGCCUGAGAUAUCUGAUGUAUACAUGAAAAGGUGAAAUUAGGGGAAGCAGCUUCAAGGAGACUAAA
This is a messenger RNA of Abrus precatorius (Indian licorice), 1635 nucleotides long. RefSeq lists its product as uncharacterized. The transcript has 6 exons. The record is from RefSeq and is a predicted model, not a curated record. Gene Ontology annotation, molecular function: sequence-specific DNA binding; DNA-binding transcription factor activity; 5'-nucleotidase activity. Gene Ontology annotation, biological process: deoxyribonucleotide catabolic process; regulation of DNA-templated transcription. Bases 539 to 1501 code for a protein of 320 amino acids. Lineage: Eukaryota; Viridiplantae; Streptophyta; Magnoliopsida; Fabales; Fabaceae.